AAUACCAUGGGCGGAUCGAUUCCAUCGCCAUUGUGAUCAGUUGUCAAUCAAUUUCAGUUUUUAUUGACUGUUAUUAAACUCGUAGCCUAUUUAGUGAAUGAUGGAAUUGUUUGGGCGCAAAACAACGAACGAUAUUUAUCUCUGAUGACGGCAAACGGCAUUUUUUUCUUGUUAUUACCUACCUUCGCGGGUAGACAGAGAGUAUGUAAUUCAUAAACUUGUCAAGAUGUUCGAAUUUGAUACUCUCAUCAAGUGUGGUAAAUUUUUAUUGCUGUGUAAUAUAAAUUAACUCAGAUCGAUCGAUAUAUUUUUCGGUCGGUCGGCUGCGGAGUGUGUGUGUGUUCAACCUUCGUUGGAAGCAAUGGAGCAGGGCUUUGGUGUUGACGUGGACAUUCAAUGGCGGGAUCGAAUGGGUCUUGGGAAAGCCGUAGCAGAAUGGAACGAAAGCCGCGUUCAAAUAGAUGGAGCACAGAGACUCGAAAGAGAAUAUAUCGAAAAACGAACCGGAAUCACCUGAGAAUUCAGUUCAAGUUCAGACUCCACAACAGCAGCAGGCGCCAUUGCAUGAGAUCGAAGUUCGAGAGAUUAUAGUACCUGCUGAAAUGACUAAUGCUGAUGGUCAAUCCCCCUCGCUUCCAACUGCAGUUAUUAUCAAUCAACACAAGCAUCGCAUGAUAACAACUACGGGGGAAAUUGCUGAAACUCACGACGGGCAUACGGAAGCAACGGAGUAUGAAACCGUGGAAUAUCAGCAAGCAGUAGCAGCCGCCACCGGCCACACGUUCGCAUAUGAGCAACCACCAACUAGUCAACAUAGCAAUGUAGCGUCAUCAUCCCCAGUUCCUCAGUUCCUGAAACGCGAGUCUGGCCUGGAUAAAGAUCGCAUGGUAGGCAUUGAAGACCAUCCGCAAGUGCCAGUUCAAACGCAAACCAUUCUUGUGGAGUACAAAAAUGAUGUCGAAGAACAUAUGCGCUAUGGGAAUCCUUCUCUUGUGCGAUAUGAAGAGCUGAAAUACCAUCCCCGAUACGUUCACUAUCAACAGCCCCAUUCAAGCCUCUCGUUACCUCCACCACAUCAUCUACACCAUCACUCACACCACUCGCAUGUGCAGCAACAUCCGUCACACGAGGUAGAUUCGUCGUUGAAGUCCGAACACUUGGACCAUCAGCAUCAACACCAGCAUCAGCACCAGCAACAUCACCCUCAUACUCAGGCUCAAAUUCAGCAAAACCACCAAAGCAUCGUUCAAUCCCAGCAUCAGCAGCCCCAGCAGCAUACCAUUCAAAUCUAUGAAGCGCAGGAGAGUCAGCAACCCGGGGAAGUUCAACAAACCAAUGAACCUCCUGUCAGCGAUGUUAAAACGCAUUACACAAAUUUGGAACCAGUCCACUCGUUGUCAUCUGCGCAAAAUUACUACAUAUCUCCGGAGAGCUACCAGUCUCCUGGUAACUAUCCGUACAUAUCUGCGAAGGACACUGUGUACUACCACUCCGGUAGCCCAACUACCGUUCUUUACAAGAGCAAUGAUCCAACGCUAACCUCUUCCUCGAUAAUAUCAUCUAAGCAGAUCCACUACAGUUCGCAGAACCUGUACGAGAGCAGCUCUACGCACAACAGCAGUUCACCGGGAGCGCAACAAAUUUAUCCAUAUUGGACGGGGAACAUCGAUUAUAAUACUACCUUCAGUGGGGCUGUCGUCAUGGAUCAGACUCCUUCCAGUGCCGUAGAGUACACAAAUAAUGGGCAAGCCUGGCAGAUUGGGAGCAUUAGUGAGCCGUACGAGACGUCUAUCUUGCCACCAGCGGAACACCGUGAGUGCGUCAACUGUGGCAGUUCCGAUACUCCGCUGUGGCGAAGGGACAACGUGGGCCAUACGCUGUGUAACGCUUGUGCGUUAUAUCACCGACAGAAUCCUGGUACGAACAGACCACCGAACCGAAGCCAAAAAGCAAAGCAGGCACCAAAAACACCAAUCCCUGGUAAUCGAAGAACGGGGGUGAUCUGUGCCAACUGCCAAACGACGACAACCACGUUGUGGCGGAGGAAUAACCGGGGUGAACCGGUAUGUAAUGCAUGUGGUCUGUAUCACAAACUGCACAAUGUCGAUCGACCCCUCACGAUGAAGAAAGAUGGCAUCCAGACACGGAAACGGAAACCAAAAUCUAGUCAAGCGAUACCUUCAAUGAAUGGAAUCGGUGGUGAAAAGCUUCUACCGUCGAUGAUCCCGUCCCAGAUGCAUCCGGGAGGCCCCGGCGUCGGACCACAAAAACUGCUGAUGGCUCACAACCACAUGGCGGCUGUUUCGUCACAAUCGAUGGACAUUCAUUCGGGCCAUGUGAUCACCUCCAGCUCGGUUGCACCGCAGGAACACAAAUUUGUCGACAGUACUUCCUCGGCGAGCAGCAUGUCACCCCACCUGCCGGGCGUAACUAACAACCUGCCCCGACAUGUGACUGCUAAUGUUGCCGCACUUGAUACAAGUCGUGCUCCGAAUGGUGAAAUCACGAGUGUAAUCACGAGCACUGCAGUCGCCGAGCGUGCCAGCAAUUAGCCUGAAAUCAAAUUAAGAAAGCUUUCGCAAUCAGGAAGGAUUUACUAUCGCCAAAAAUUUAGGUUUAGCUGACGAUUAGAAAGUAUUAGUGUUAAAAUCUACCAAAUAGUAAUUCGAGUUGUACGUAGAGCUGGAAAUGAGCUACUUCAUCCUAGCGUGUUUGAGUGUGUGAGAGAUUGUCUUUUACCGAGAAUAAAGUAUA
Toxorhynchites rutilus septentrionalis is the source of this 2754-nucleotide messenger RNA. RefSeq names its product GATA-binding factor 3-like. The transcript has 6 exons. Gene Ontology annotation, biological process: negative regulation of transcription by RNA polymerase II; cell fate commitment; positive regulation of transcription by RNA polymerase II. NCBI's taxonomy places the organism in Eukaryota, Metazoa, Arthropoda, Insecta, Diptera, Culicidae. Gene Ontology annotation, molecular function: zinc ion binding; RNA polymerase II cis-regulatory region sequence-specific DNA binding; DNA-binding transcription factor activity, RNA polymerase II-specific. The record is from RefSeq and is a predicted model, not a curated record. Bases 462 to 2552 code for a protein of 696 amino acids.